AUGAGCGCCAACUCUUCUACGAUUUUUUGGCAAGAUCGAGAAAUUAGAUUUGAUUCCAACUUUGAGGCAGGAGAACUUAAUUUGAGGAAGGGAGAGUUUGAAAUUGAUGUUUUGGAAAAUGUAGAGGAUACGAAAGGAAAUAAUGGAGAGAAGGGAAGAUGUGUCAUUACAAAUUUACGAUUAUUGUGGAUCUGUACAAGAAAUCCGAAAAUUAAUUUGAGCAUUGGAUACAAUACAAUGGUGAAUAUUAAAAUUCAGACAGGAUCGAGUCGAUUAAAAGGAUCCACUCAAGCAUUAUAUUUAUUAACAAAAUAUCAUGGCUCAAGAUUUGAAUUUAUAUUUUCAAAUAUGGUGAAAACAAAUCCGAGACUAUUCUCGACCAUUCAAGCAGUAUUUAAAGCCUAUCAGUCAAGCAAAAUGUACAGAGAAAUCCGCUUGAGAUCGGCCAUCAUUAAGAAUAAGCAUUUAGAGUUGUUACCCAAAGAGCAAGUAUAUACAACAUUGAGUGGUGUUUGGAAUUUGAGUGCAGAGCAAGGAAACUUGGGAACAUUUAUUGUGACCAAUGUACGAGUGGUGUGGUUUGCAGACCUUGCAGAAAAUUUCAAUGUAUCCAUUCCUUACCUUCAAAUUAAAAAUGUAUCAUUUAGAGACUCCAAGUUUGGAAAAGCAUUUGUGGUUGAAACGAACAGAAGUGCAGGAAGAGAAUUUGUGUUGGGAUUUAAAGUCGAUCCAGUCGAAAGACUCAGUGAUUUGUUCAAAGAAGUAUCAUCUCUUCAUCAACUCUUUACAGAUAAUCCACUGCUUGGUGUUGAAUAUCAGCCAGAAGAAAAGCAGGCUAGUCUCGAACAGCUCAUGGUUCCAAAAACCACAGAGAGUAUUAAGUACAUUGGAAACAAAGACACCAGUGACCCACUCGCUCCGUACUAUGUUGACACUUCCGACAAGUCAAGCAAUACUUCGAUUGGUUUCAGUGAAGAACUUGGUUUAGCUUGUGAAGAACUUAAGGAUGGAAUGUCCAUCAAAAAGUUGUGGCAAUGCAUUUACAAGGUGUAA
Naegleria lovaniensis is the source of this 1053-nucleotide messenger RNA. RefSeq lists its product as uncharacterized. Gene Ontology annotation, molecular function: phosphatidylinositol-3-phosphate binding. The transcript has 3 exons. The record is from RefSeq and is a predicted model, not a curated record. Lineage: Eukaryota; Heterolobosea; Eutetramitea; Acrasida; Naegleriidae. Bases 1 to 1053 code for a protein of 350 amino acids. Gene Ontology annotation, cellular component: BBSome; ciliary basal body. Gene Ontology annotation, biological process: intracellular transport; cilium assembly.